AUGAAAUUACAGAACAUGGAGCGUAGAAAAGAUGUCAGGCCUGUCUUAGAUGAAUUCUGGGACAUAUAUGAUGGCAAAUGGCCUGUGAUAAUAACAGAUGUUGUUGAUAAAUGGCCAGCUAUAAACUGGACUAAACGUUUCUUUCAACAAAAUUAUGCAGAUGAAAAAGUUAUGGUGAAAGCUGUUGUGAAUAGAAAACCUGCAGCAUUAGCAGUUGACAUGGACACUUUUAUAAGUGAGCUGGACACUUCUGGACCAAAUGGUUGGACCUAUCUUGAGGAUGAACUAUUUAUAGUCACCAGACCUGAACUUAAGAAAGAUAUUGGUCCUAAUGUGUAUGCAGAAGAAAAUUUCUUUAAUCUGUUCCCAGAUGAAGUUAGACAUUGGGACUGUUUGAUGUUGUGGGGUUCACAAUUUUCUAGGUCCAGUUUACAUAUGGACCUUUACAACUGGACUGCUACUAAUGCUGUUUUGUAUGGUCAAAAAUCAUGGAUGAUAAGAUAUAUUGACAUUCAUUGCUACAAAUGCUGUAUUGUAUGGUCAAAAGUCAUAGAUGGUAAGAUAUAUGGACAUUCAUUGCUACAAAUGCUGUAUUGUAUGGUCAAAAGUCAUGGAUGCCCAAUUGAUGCUUUUGUGCCAGAUUCAACCAAGUACCCACAUUUUGAUAAAGCCCAGUAUCUAGAGGUUACAGUUACUGCUGGAGAAAUGUUAAUUAUCCCAACUGGAUGGUACCAUCAGGUGAAGCUGUUCUUAUCUCUCCUUCAUAAGAAGAUUUUAAGGAAAGGUAAAGAGGUGACAGAGGGUGUAUUGAAAGACAUGCAUCAGAAGAAAGUGUUGAACAGUUGA
Messenger RNA from Mytilus trossulus (common blue mussel), 846 nucleotides. RefSeq lists its product as uncharacterized. The transcript is spliced from 7 exons. The record is from RefSeq and is a predicted model, not a curated record. Bases 1 to 846 code for a protein of 281 amino acids. Lineage: Eukaryota; Metazoa; Mollusca; Bivalvia; Mytilida; Mytilidae.